This is a messenger RNA of Iphiclides podalirius (scarce swallowtail), 633 nucleotides long. NCBI's taxonomy places the organism in Eukaryota, Metazoa, Arthropoda, Insecta, Lepidoptera, Papilionidae. The record is from the annotation of a GenBank genome assembly.
AUGAAUUCCGCCACUCCAGGUGUGCCCCAGGUGCCGCUGCUGGAUGAUGACACCAUUGCAUUUGGAGAAGAAGAUAAUGCCAAUAAGCAAUUUGUCCAUCCAUACAUAGUCUUCUUCCACCUAAUAUUUAGAAGUUCAGCUAUUGUUGUCUACAUAUUAUGCGGUUGGUUCUCGGACUCGUUCAUUGCUAGCUUCGUUUUGGUAAUAUUGCUGUUGUCAGCUGACUUUUGGACUGUGAAAAACAUUAGUGGUCGACUGUUAGUUGGAUUAAGGUGGUGGAACUAUGUGGAUGAUGAUGGAAAAUCACAUUGGGUCUUUGAAUCAAAACAGAAUCGUGUGAAUCGUAAUGAGAGUCGUCUGUUUUGGUUGGGACUCAUACUAUGUCCUAUGAUCUGGUCAGGAUUUUUUAUCAUCUGCCUCUUUGGGCUUAAAUUUAAGUGGAUGCUCCUUGUCCUCAUUGCGUUGACCCUCACCGGAGCGAAUCUCUAUGGUUACGUCAAGUGCAAAUUUGGCGCGAAAGAGAAUCUUAAAUCGGCGACCACAGACUUCGUGAAGAAACAGAUACUACAGAAUGCAACAUCAUUCAUGUUUACACAGCCAGCACCUCCAACCACAAGCAAUACGGGCGUUGUA